This is a messenger RNA of Didymodactylos carnosus, 1229 nucleotides long. The record is from the annotation of a GenBank genome assembly. Lineage: Eukaryota; Metazoa; Rotifera; Eurotatoria; Philodinida; Philodinidae.
AUGCUCCGUGUUCAGAAUCAAUCAAUAAAACACAUUCCAUUGAAACAAGUCAAAGUCCAAGCUAAAAUUCACUCCUUUGCUGCUGAUGUGACAAUUACACAAUUGUUUCAAAAUAAUGAACAAACAUCGAUUGAAGCUGUCUACUGUUUUCCAAUUGAAGAGAAUGCAGCUAUCUACUCAUUCACAGCUAAAAUUGAUGAGCGUGAAAUCGUUGCCCAAUUGAAAGAAAAGAAGGAAGCUCAACGAGCGUACAGUGAAGCAUUACAACAAGGUCACGGUGCUUAUCUGUUGGAACAGGAUGAGAAAUCACAGGAUUGCUUCGUCAUCAGUGUCGGUGCCUUACCGUCAGGCAAGGAGUGUGAGAUCAGAAUCAGUUAUGUAACAGAACUGGAUUUAGUUAGUGGUAGCAAUAAAAUUCGUUUCGUCAUUCCAACCACCAUUGCACCACGUUACAAUCCCAAGAAAGGAGCCAUCUCUUCAACAGUCGCUGGUACAACAUCUCAAUACGUUCAACAGACACCGUACACACUUGAGUUUGAAUGCAAAAUCGACAAGCUGAAUCAGCUAGUAUCGCAAGUUGCAUCUCCAUCACAUCCGAUCAAUGUCAGUCUGGGAAAUAACGACUAUUAUGAAGUGUCGCUCGGUCAGCGAUCGGCACAUCUGGAUCAUGAUAUUAUUUUAGAAAUACAACUGAGUGAAACGAGAACAAAUACCAUCUUAGCUAUGGAGAAGAAUCAAAAUGGACAACUGGCCAUUAUGACAUCAUUUACUCCGAAUGAAGCUGAUUGCAAGAAGGCAUCAGGAAGUGGUAAUUCAUACACGAACGAGUUUGUGUUCGUCGUCGAUUGCAGUGGUUCAAUGCAGGAUGAAAACAAAAUUGGUCUAGCUCGACAGGCAAUGUUACUGUUCUUGAAAAGUCUGCCUGUCAACUGUCGAUUUAACAUCAUUCGAUUUGGUUCAACCUACCAAACUCUGUUUGAGAAUGAAGUCACAGCUGUCUACAAUGAACAUAAUGUGAACAAGGCUCAACAGCUCAUCAAAGAUAUGAACGCUGAUUUAGGUGGUACAGAACUUCUCAGUCCACUUCAACAGCUACAUAGUGAAACGCCAACUUUAGGCUGUUCACGUCAGAUAUUUCUACUUACUGACGGUGAAAUUUCAAACGUUACUGAAGUCAUGAGCUUGUGUCGUUCAAUGUCCACUUCAUCUCGAAUCUUUUCAUUCGGUUU